AUGUUGUCCAACGAGAGCUGGCCUGCGCUCCAGCGCAAAAGGGGGAGAGAAGAGGACCUUGCCGAGAUAUCCCCUGGUGGUACGCUUGGCUUCACUGAACACAGGAGUAAACGCCUCCAAGCCCUUCCACUUAGGACGUCUCCCCCAUCUAAGCGAUGGGCCGAACCACCAAGAUUCCAUGCGCCGCCAACAACAUUCAUCAUCCCGAGCCAACCACGAACCAUCACGCCAAACAGUUCGGAUUCUGAGGAGCCAGGUCAUUUUGCCUUCGCCGAGGAGCCAGAGAUCGUCACAGUUCCAACCCUACAAUCCCCGGUCAAUGUUAGUAUCACCAUGGCAGACAUGGACAUGGACAUGGACAUGAUGGACACCGCCCCCGAGCCAAACCCGAACCACCUCAACGCUUUCCAACCGGAGCCACUUCCCAGUGUCACCGGUCGCAUCCCGACACCAAUAUACUGCAGCUUUGCAGCUCAGGUUCGAGGCCAAAACUGGAACGAGGCCCACGGUGCGCUGGCAACAACACCGGAAGAACCCACUUCCAUGGCCUUUGACAGCAACGGCAUGGUUGACGCUGCCGUGGCCCACGACUCGAAUCCGACCACCAACGCUCUGGCAAUGGCGGAUUGGAAUCACAUCCAGAACCGCCGGCUGCCAUCCCCGAUCAGCGAAACCGGCGGUGAAGACAGCCCAGCCAUGGUGCUUGAUUCGUGCUGCUCCCCUCACCCUAUCACCACGUCCCCGAGCGGACAUCUCAGCCACUUGACGCACGUGCACCCGUUGCUGGCAUCGAUGAGGGAGCAAUCUCCGCGACCGGGUUCACCAAAUGGAGGAAUGGAGGUGGAAUCGGGCUCGCCAUCACCGAAACGGGGGCACGCGAGGUCAAGACAUACGGUCAACUCGUGGACCGCGGUGCCGCCGGGAGUGAAGAGGUCGUUCAGUAUAGGGUACCGGGCGGAUUGUGAUAAGUGCAGGAUGAAGGUGCCGGGGCAUUUUAAUCAUAUCAUCAUUUCUUAG
Messenger RNA from Podospora anserina S mat+, 1017 nucleotides. RefSeq lists its product as uncharacterized. The record is from RefSeq and is a predicted model, not a curated record. The transcript is spliced from 2 exons. Bases 1 to 1017 code for a protein of 338 amino acids. NCBI's taxonomy places the organism in Eukaryota, Fungi, Ascomycota, Sordariomycetes, Sordariales, Podosporaceae.